This is a messenger RNA of Phytophthora sojae, 3516 nucleotides long. RefSeq lists its product as hypothetical. Gene Ontology annotation, cellular component: plasma membrane. Lineage: Eukaryota; Oomycota; Peronosporomycetes; Peronosporales; Peronosporaceae. Gene Ontology annotation, molecular function: magnesium ion binding; ATP binding; ATP hydrolysis activity. Gene Ontology annotation, biological process: phospholipid translocation. The coding region runs from base 1 to 3516 and encodes 1171 amino acids. The transcript has 2 exons. The record is from RefSeq and is a predicted model, not a curated record.
AUGUCUUCGAAUUCGUUUGUGAGCAGCAUCAGCCACAUUGUCAUCUCGUCAAAGCCCGGCGCUAAUAAGGACUCUGACGACCCGGACGCCUUCCGCUCCGUCCAGUUCGGCACGAACGAGCAAUCGCAAAUCUUCCCGUCAAACGCUGUCAAGACAGCCAUCUACACCGCGUACAACUUUUUGCCCAAAAAUUUAUUCAAGCAGUUCACACGUUUUUCCAAUAUUUACUUCCUGGUGAUCACGGUCUUGCAGUUGCUGCCCCAAGUGACGUCUUCGAACGGGGUGCCGACCAUGGUCGUCCCGCUGAUGUUUAUCAUCGUAGUCAGCGGCGUAAGAGAUGUCAUGGAGGACGUGCAGCGACAUCAAGCCGACGCCGAGCAGAACAGAGCCCAAGUGCAAAAGUUCACCUUCUCCGAUGGAAAAGCCAGGAGCUUCCACCCCGCAACGUGCGAAGAGUUGAAAGUUGGGGAAUUGGUUCGGGUCGGAGAGAACGAGGAGCUUCCUGCCGACAUCGCUUUGGUCGCGUCGGGCUCCCCAAACGGCCAAUGCUACGUGAUGACUGCGAAUCUAGACGGCGAGUCUUCAUUAAAACCGCGCUUCGUGCAGCCGGAGCUCUGUCGUCCUCCCUAUCGCGACUGUUUUCCCAGCGAUGGCCAGCAAUUGACAGCUCAAGCGACGACGCUUUUGUCCAGUGUAUUCAUCGAGUGCGAGCCCCCGAACCGAUCGAUCGACAAGUUCAAAGGAACGCUGGUGCUAUCGGAGACUCGCUCUCUAAGCUUGGAUAUCUCGCAUGUGUUGCUACGAGGCACGCAUCUAAAAGACACGCCCUGGGUCAUCGGCGUGGUCAUUUACACGGGAGACGACACGCGUGUGCGCCAGAAUGCCUCCGAAACACCCAUCAAGGCCAGUUGGCUGAGCCAUUUCAUCAACCAAAUCACAGUCUGGAUUGUGGUCGUGCAGGUCGUCAUCCUCAUUGUCGCCGUGGUGGUGGAGGCGCAGCUUGUGGGCUCAUCAAGCGUACAGCGCAACCCGUUUAUCCCUGACGAAAUCAAAGACAGCACGUUCGUGGACUUCGUGUGGCUCUUCCUGGCGUACAUGCUGCUCUUCUCCAACUUUGUGCCCAUUUCGUUGCAAGUCACAAUCGAUUUCACCCGCUACUUCCAAGCUCGAGCAAUUACGAAUGACCCAGGCAUGCGCUUGUCCCCCAGCAGUCCGUCCUUCUCUACGUCUUCCAACACGGUAGACAAGAAGCACGUCGUCUGCGUCCAGUCUUCCGAGCUGAACGAGGAGCUUGGGCUUGUUGAACAUAUUUUCACCGACAAGACGGGAACGCUCACCUGCAAUCGAAUGGCCUUCCGCUCGUGUCAUGUGGAUGGGGAGACGUUCGACUUUGAUGAGAAAGAUGGCUCGCUGUUGAUCUUGGAGAAGGCUGUUCACGAGGUUAUCGUAGGUGCAUUAAACCCUGAAGAAGCGCCAGACAAACCAUCACGCCGGAGAAAUACGAUCGCUCUGUCGUCCUUCCCGUUCAAGAGCACGCCCAUGCAGAGGUUCCUCAUCAAUCUGGCUGUAAACAACUCCAUCUGGCCUAGUGCGUCGUCCACGUCUCAAGCUUCGACUAAGUCCUCAAAGCCUGUGAAGAAGGAAUACGCAGGUCCGUCUCCAGAUGAGCGCGCGUUGGUGAUUGCGGCAGCACAAGCGGGUGUGGAGCUCUGUGAUCGCAACAACACGCGAGUUGUGGUGCGCGUAUACGGUAAAGAUGCUGAAUUGGAGAUACUUCACUUGUUCGAGUUCACGAGUGACCGUAAGAAGAGCUCGAUCCUGUGCCGAGAGCCGUCCGGGAGGAUCAUUCUCAUGACGAAGGGGGCAGAUUCCGUGAUCAUGGAGGCGCUGAGCGAGUCGGCCAAUAAACCGAGUACGGUGCUGCAGGCGAAGGAGCAAAUGAAGCUAUACUCCGCGAACGGAUUACGGGUUUUGUGCAUUGCUGAACGCGAGGUGAGCGCCGAUGAGUAUCGCGCUUGGAACGCUCGCUACUCGGCGCUCAAGAACAACACCACUCGGGGGGCAUCAGAGGAGGAGCUAGCGAAGAUCAUUUCAGAGCUCGAAUGUCGCCUCACAUUCGUCGGAGUUUCUGCCAUCGAGGACAAGAUUCAGGAAGGCGCCCCCGAAGCGCUAGAGAAAUUCCGAGCCGCCGGCAUUAAAGUCUGGAUGCUCACGGGCGACCGAGCCGACACGGCUACAAACGUAGCGCACGCUGUGCGGUUGGUUUCGGCCGAUAUGAGACUUCUUCGGUUAUGCGAGAGCUCGAGCUCGUGGAUGGAAGGAUCGAAGCAGGACGCGAUUGAUUUCCUCGAGAAGGAGCUGCGAAGAGCUCGUGAGGAAAGCGAACUGGGAGGAAGUGACAGUAAUUCAAGCUCAAUAACGUUCAAGAGUGGAGCAGUACCGCUGCCGAAGGCAAGAGCUGGACUUGCCCUGUUGAUUGACGAUACGGUGGUCGAAGCUGUUACGGGCUUUGGCAUCGAGAAGGAAUUCCUCGAGUUAUGCAUGGAGUGCGAAUCUGUGCUCUGCGCUCGCAUCAGUCCGAAGCAGAAGGAGUUGAUCGUAGGGAUGGUACGCAACUUCUGCCCUGACAAGGUUACGCUAUCGAUAGGUGACGGUGCAAACGACGUUCCGAUGAUCCAAGGAGCACACAUCGGAGUUGGCAUCGCUGGUGAAGAAGGACAUCAAGCCUCGGACGCCAGCGACUACUCGUUGCCAGCUUUCAGAUUCCUACAACGGCUUUUACUGGUACACGGCCGUGCCAUGAAUCGGCGGAUCGCAGUGCUGACGUUGUACGUGUUCUACAAGAACGUGCUGCUGGUGCUGCCGCAGUUCGUGUACGGCGCUUACUGUCUUUACUCCGGACAAAGCACGUAUUUCGACACGCUCCUGCAGCUGUUCAACAUUGGCUUUACGGCACUCCCGAUCCUCGUCUUCUCCAUCAAAGACGACGACAUCUCGGCACGCACGGUGCUCUUCUACCCAAGACUCUACCAGGAUGGGUACCACCACGUAUUCCUCAACCGCAGACGCUUUGCGUACUGGAUGUUCGAGGCCGUGGUCGGUUCUGCUCUGAUCAUCUUGGUACCUGCAGAGUUAUUGCCGCUCGCGCCGUGGUCUGGAACAGGAAGAGACAACGAUUUAUGGGCACUUGGCAUGGCCCAAAACCUCGCGGUUGUAGUGCUUGCCACCUCCGUGCUCUUUUGGUGGGUCGUGACGUUCGCCAUCUCCUCCAUGAUAGCGUUCGGACGGGAGUUCUACGGCAUCCUGUACGUCGGUGCCAUCACGAACGCACUCCUCCUCACGUUCUUCUGCUGCAUCACCGGGCUGACUCCAGCGUUCUUGCCGAAAGUGUGGCAAGUCUUUUUCGCGCCAGACCCACGGACAAUCUGUCGUGAGCGUGACCAGCUCCUGGUCGACUUCUCCAAGAAGAAGAGCCACGAGACCAUUUUCCCCAUCGACCAAGAAGAUACUAUCUAA